Messenger RNA from Dujonia railenensis, 2193 nucleotides. The record is from the annotation of a GenBank genome assembly. Lineage: Eukaryota; Fungi; Ascomycota; Pichiomycetes; Serinales; Debaryomycetaceae.
AUGAGUUCAAGGGCAGUUAGAAGGUUACAAAGGCAGAAAUUAACCGAGUUCGAUGGACGGCCAACAAAAGGAACUGCUGAGAAUAGUGAAGAUGAAGAACUAGUGGAGAGCAAUGAUGAGCAACCCCCACAAAAAUCGUUCAAUGCAUUCGCAUUCUUGCAGGAAGACGAAGACGAUGUUGAGGGCGAUUCGGACUCUGCAACAGCACAAGAAGCAGAGUCUAUUACUCAUAUUGCAGAACCAGUUAACAUUCCGACGACUGCUAAAGCGAAGAAUAAGAAAAAGAAUAAGAAAAAUAAGAAAAACGGAAAAACUCAAGAUGACCUAGACGAUGAUGAUUUGGAUAAGUUUCUUGAGGAAGUCAAAAAGAAAGACCAACAGAAAUCUUCUUUCAAGUCCAAGACACCCGAAUUAUUUCUUGAUGAAGAUGAUUUAGACGAUGAAGAUGACUAUGUAUUGUAUGAGGCAGCAUACGAAGAAGAGGAUAAUGUAGAAUAUUGUGACUCCAACUUCAAAUAUUUCACUAGUAAUAAGCUAAAGAAGAGUUUGCCACUUUUGUCUAUUGGUAGCAUUAAAAACUUAGAUGCAGACAAUGAAUUCCUGAGCCUAUUUGGUAAAUUAUCUAUGGAAACCAUAGAAGACGCCAAUACUACCACUUCUUUGGCAACUUCUCCUGAAAUAUUGCAACAAUUCAAGAGGUUAGCCAGACUCACUCGAGGUUGGUCUGGAAAAGACCGCCGUGGUGUACCAGGAACAGCUCGUAAGCUACUUUUCACUAGAAUUAGAGAUGACUGGUUACCGACGGCACAAAAGCCUUUAAAUAUGGAUGAACUAACGCCGAUUGUAGAUAAGGUUCUUCAAUAUUUAGAAUAUAAGGAGGACUUGGAUUCAGAGCACGAUGUACGGGAAGAGUUGGAAUACAAGUUAAAGGCUGAGAAAGAGAUGGGUGUGAAGUACUUUAAAUUCAAUAAACUCAAUUCUGCGCAAGAAAGAAUUGCCAACACAAGGUUCUUUGCUGCCGUUGUUAUUACCCCAGAUCCUGAAUCACUUAUGCAAUUGCUUCAACAAAAUCCUUAUCAUGCUGAGACCUUACUUCAAGUGGCAAUGGUUUUACUUAGACAAGGUAGUGAUAAAUCAACGAGCAAUGCAUUGAUUGAAAAGGCUCUAUUUGUAUUUGAUAGAUCAUUGCACAAAAACUUUCAUGAAUUACUUUUAGAGGGUAAGAAUGGGCUCAUUAAAUUACCAUAUGAAGGGUUCAUGAAUAGACAGUUUCAAUUGUGCCUUUUCCGAUACAUUAUGAUCCUUGGUGAGAGAUCCACUUAUUUUACUGCAUUGAAUUAUUGUAAAUUGCUUCUAUCAUUUUGUCCCGGUGAUGAUCCUCUUGGUGUGCGUUACUUCAUUGACUACUAUGCGAUAAUGUCAGAAGAAUAUAAAUGGCUUGGUAAAUUUGCAAAGUCCCCCUUAGUCACUACAUAUAAGAAAUGGUUAACCCCUGGGUUGGCGUACUCAGUAGCUUUGGCUCACUUUAGACUUAAUCUGAUAGAUGAAGCUAAAAAGCUGUUAGCAUUGGCAUUUGGUAGACACAGAUACCUUGCGUGCAAGCUUUUGGAAACAAUUUGCCUUUCUAGCAAUGAAAAAUUGAUCUCGGAGGAGCUAUCUAAGGCUCAUUCUGACGAAGUCCUACUUGAAUCGGAGACAUAUCUUGUACGUGCAGCGUUACUUUGGAAAGAUCAAAAGGAAAGAGAAUUUUUGAAUGAUGAGUUGUCAAAGCUUUUCCAAGAGUCCGAGGACUUUAAUCACAAAAACAAGCCUUCUAAGUUGAGUACUUUCUUUGGACUCUUGCCUGCUAAAAACAUUGACAAUGGUUCAAUUCCGUUUAAUUUAGUUCGUUUUGCUGUUUUAUCGGGCGAGAAUAAAAUCAUGGCUAAAGUCCCAGAGGCUAUAUGGGCGAGAGAUGAUGUAUUAGAAUAUGAUGUUCUACCACCACGAGACGAGAGAAAGCUAUACGACGUCUUUACCGGGGUUUCAAAUAGCAAAAUAGUGGACACUAUGAUAGACUAUGUGGAUCAAAAUGUGCUAGGUGCCAUUAUUCAAAACCAAACCGGUGAGAAUGACAUGGAUGAUUUAAUACAGAGGUUGCAAGCCGAGGGCGGAGAGCAGGAGGGAGAAAUUAACGACAUAGCUGAACAGUAG